CCAGCUUCCUCCUCCUGUUGGCGGCUGUAAGAAUCCAACAUGGAGUAAAGGCAGCGAUGGGGCUCGGACGGGGCCGCCGGCUGCUGCUGCUGUUGAGGCGCCCGGGCGCACCGGACGACGCAGCGCCGCGCUGCCUUCCCGCGCGCUGAACGCCCGCCCGCGGCCCUCGCCCUCGCUUCCUCGCCUGCCCCGACGAGGCCUUCGUGGGCGCGCCGUCUCCGGCGGGCGGGCAGGCGACCGGCCGCCUGCCUGCUUGCCUGCCUUCCCUCUCCAUCCCUGCCCCCCAGACGGCCUUCCCCGCCGCCCGCUCUUCUCUCGCGCGCUCCCGGCGAUGUGAAGCCCCGGGAAGAUGAUGAAGAGGCGCAGCCCGGCGGCUCGCGGAGGGGGAUGAGCUCAGAGGGGGAGAAGAUGACCGAAGAAGCCCACCCCGACGAUGACAGCUAUAUUGUGAGAGUCAAAGCUGUGGUUAUGACCCGAGAUGACUCCAGUGGAGGAUGGUUGCCGCAAGAAGGAGGCGGUCUCAGUAGAGUUGGUGUCUGCAAGGUCAUGUGCCCAGAGGGCAAUGGAAGAAGUGGAUUUCUGAUCCACGGAGAAAGGCAAAAAGACAAACUGGUGGUGUUGGAAUGCUAUGUGAAGAAGGACUUGGUCUACACUAAAGCAAACCCUACAUUUCAUCACUGGAAAGUCGACAACAGAAAGUUUGGGCUCACUUUUCUAAGCCCCGCUGAUGCACGAGCAUUUGAUAGAGGUGUGAGAAAAGCCAUUGAAGAUCUCAUGGAAGGAUCUACAACUUCAUCCUCAACAAUCCACAAUGAGACUGAAGUUGGAGAUGAUGAUGUCUUUACAAAUGCUACAGACAGCUCCUCUAAUUCUUCUCAGAAGAGGGAGCAGCCUUUGCGAACACUGGCACCUCCUCCAUCCUGUGAGCACCACAGAAUUUGCACCCGGGGACAUUUGCACGACCAGUUUAACCCUGACCAGUAUCAUCUAGAACAAUCAAUCCCACGAUCCUAUCGGCACGUCAGCUUCCCGGAUGACGACGAGGAGAUUGUGCGGAUUAAUCCACGAGAAAAGAUCUGGGUGACGGGUUACGAGGACUACCGCCACACCCCCAUGCGGGAGAAGUACAUUGAUCCGGACGAUGGGGACUCGUAUGUGCGAUUUGCCAAAACCGAGGCCUCCAAGCACGAUUACAAUUACCCUUACGUGGGCAACUCCGACUUCGACCUCUGCGAGGACAUCAAGGGCGCCGUGGUAAAGACUCAGCCUGCCCGGUGCAAGUCGCGGCGGCGAAAGGAGGACGGGGAGAGGUCGAGGUGCGUCUACUGCAGGGACAUGUUCAACCACGAGGAGAACAGGCGGGGCCAGUGCCAGGAUGCUCCGGACAGAAUAAAGAACUGCAUCCGCCAAGUCAGCUGUAUGUGGUGCGCGGACAGCAUGCUGUACCACUGUAUGUCUGACCCAGAAGGAGACUAUACAGACCCUUGCUCUUGCGAUACCAGUGAUGAAAAGUUUUGCCUCCGGUGGUUGGCCCUCAUCGCCUUGUCUUUCCUUGCCCCCUGUAUGUGCUGUUACCUGCCCCUUCGGGCUUGCUAUCACUGUGGGGUCAUGUGCAGGUGCUGUGGAGGGAAACAUAAAGCAGCUGGAUGACAACACUCAAAGCUUGUGAAGUACUUUGCGUUUUCCCUUUUAGCUAAGGAGCACCUUGGUCCGGAGUGUUCUCAAUUUUUACGUACAUCAUCACAGGGCCCAAGGAAACGGACAGAGCUCAGAAACCGGUGGGCUUGUCCCUCCUCCUCUUCCUUCCCCCCCCCCUUUCUUUCUUUCUCUCCCCUUCCCACUCGGCUGCUAUGCAUUGAUUGCUCACGGAGUUCUAACAGACUGGUGUGCAGCAUAAAAAGACUUUUGUAUUAUUGAUCUGUAAUCAAGCAAGAAUGUCUUGUACAUGUUUAUACCUCCCCUCUGCCCUUCCCCUCAGUUGAAUGGUUGAGUGUGGUGGACUUUCAGAACUUAAUUACGGCUGUGUCUGUAUUUAGCAACCUAUCGACACAUGUGGAAAUAAGGUAUAAUGAAAUCCCACUUUAAAUUGUGUUCAACUUGCAGCCAGUAAGUGAGUGAGUGUGUGUGUGUGUGUGAGAGAGAGAGAGUUGAGUGAGUGAGUGAGUGUAUAGAAAUUGUGCUAAUAACAAAUGUGUACCAUGACACAGUAUCGCUGACAAUCUUUAUUGUGAGAAUUUUGAGUCCAUCAGUUCUUUUGACCGUUGCUUUGAAUGAUUUCUCUGAUCACCAAGUAUUCAAGCAAAAUGUGGGAAACGAGCCUUAGUAUCACCUAUAUAACAUUUGUGAAUCUGAGAACUUGUGUUUCAGACCAAUUUUACACGUGAAAGGGAAACCCUUAAGUGUCUUCUCUCUUCUCCCCUCCCCCCACACCAUCACCUUAGUCUUUCUCCUCCAAAUAACAUUGGAAAUUAUAGCUUUAGUGUUGAUAUUCUUCGCAGUGGAAAUACUCCUCUAUCCUACAGUGUUUCUAUUUGAAACAAAGGGGGAAUUUCACAAGUUACUAAAUUAGCAGGUACACUCAUGUGUUUGCGGUGUACCUUGAAACAUAUAAGAGGGAACAUAGUUGUCUUUUAUUUUUAUUUUAUUUUUAACCAUGUCUACAGUCUUGUGUGCUAAGGAUGGGUGGCAAUUCUGCUCUCUCUGGAAUCCAGAAGCAUUUGGGGAAUGGAUCUGGGAGCCUGUGUUUUUCCAGCAUUUCCAAACCAACCUGGGAAUUCAGGGGAGCCUCCCCAGCCAGGAGGUGCUGGUCUGUGUGAAGUGUUUUCAUUUGUGCUUUGCCUGCCGCUCUCUGCCUUGGAGGCCUUUUGGACCAGGCGAGGAUGUUUUGAAACUUCUCCCGGGAUCACUUCCCGUGAGGGGAAAGCUUUUUUGACAGAGGGGGAAACACCACUGCCUGCAUCUGAGACUGUCAGGUGUGGGUGUGGAUCCAGCACCACGACAGGCAUCCCAUCAUCACAGCAUUUGACAAUCACCUGGAUGCAGGUAGGAGCAUGGCUUCUUUUUAUCAUUAUUCAGUUCUCCUCAGAAGGCCUACAGGAAUCUGAAAGAAAAAAAAGUGAAAUUGACAAACAUCACCAGUCCAGAGAAGCCUAGUAAAACUUUUCUGAGCUAAUCCAACUUUCUGAUUCUCCAAGCUAACUGUAGAGAAAUAUGUGUGCGUCAGUUUCAAGAAAGCUUUAACGUUGCUGCGCAUUGCAGGGUCUCUUGCGUCCAAUUUUUUUUCCAAGUGCAUUGGUGAAAUUGACCGAUAAAGUCUCUUCCAUCCCCCAAGCCUUUGGAUCUGCAAAGUAGGUGCGCUUGAAGUGUGGACAUGAAUAAUUCCUGGUGGAUUUAAUGCACAGAUAGGAAGCAGAAAGUUACCGGGGAGGGGGGAGAGAUGUGCUAUGGUGUUACCAGGGUUUUCCAUGGUGUGGCCUGAUCUGACCCCACAGUUCUGUCUGCUGUGCAGACUACAGGAUCCGCCUGGGGUCAGCAAAGGGUCGUGCCACUUUCUGCUUCCAAAUGCACUGAACCAGCAUAUUUGGGAUCUGCAUAGAACCCAGGGCAGACAUCCCUUAGGCCAGAGCUGGGUAAAUCCCAGUCACCUUGGUGCCUUCAAACCAAACACUAGGGACAUUGAAGCAUUUCCCCCCAGCCUUGCCCUAAGUUAGAGGCAGGCCCUGUUGAAAUCAGUGGGUGCCCCAACAUGGAAAGGCAUGUUCAUUUCGGUAGUACUUGGUGGUGCGUAAAACGUGCGUGCUUCGCAGGAUCUGUACGCCACUUCUCACUUGGUUGUGAAAUGCGUACAAUAGGGUGAAACGAUGCUUUUGACUUUGUGUGGGUUUGAUUUUCUUCUUCAAAGCCAUGUCUUGUGUACAAGGCUUGUAAUUAAUCUGGGGAAAUAAUAAUAUUUUUCUAAUAUAUGACAUGGAAUGGCGAUUAUUAUUAUUUUUUUUAUUCAAAGGAAUAAUGUAGAGCCGUUUAGCUAUAAUAUAGCAUAGUACAAUCUGAGUCAUCCGAGGCAGCUAUAGGCACCGGCUUAUGAGAACAUGCGCUGCUGUUUCUGCCAUAAUCUUUUUUUUUCUGCAGCCAAGGGCCGGUGAGUGCAUACCCUUGCCCCCCCCUCCUUCUUGCACAUUGACUUGAGUCUUAAAGGAAGAGGAACUGAAUUUUAUUUUAUUUUAUUGCCAAAUAGAUGCAAAUAGCGACACGCUUGCCACUCUCCUUGUGAAAGCGGGCCAGCAGCUCCUUCCGGGAGUCACCACAGCUUUUUGUCACAUGUAGCUACAUAUACAAUGAGUGUGUGGCUUAUGUUAUGGUUGAAACCUGGAGCUUGAGCAGAUCUGCUUACACUCAGGCAAUGACUUCAUGAUUUGAUGGCAAGCUUUUCUGUUUUGUUUUUAAACUGCCCGCCCGGGCACACGGCAGCACCCAUUGGGCCAACCCCAGAAACUCAAGGGCGAGGAUCCAGAGCCAUUUGGCAAAGCAGUGAUUUGAGGCCUGUUUGCAAACAUGGACCCUGCACCCUACCCUCUUUCCCACCAGACAAGCCACUGUUGCGAAACUCAGGGGACCUUCAGGAGCAGUUCCAGAAACCUUUGGGGUGGAGGUGGGGGUCUGUGUUGAAACUUGAACAUUCCUAAGGACUUCUGCGAGCUCCUUCUUGCAAGGCAACUGGAGCACAGCCCUUUCCCACUCGCCACAAAGGGACAGUCAUAAGCUCCCAGGUGGGGGAGGGGCAGGGUUUGUGUUGGAGCUCUUCCCCAUGCCAAUAAUUGCCCUUGUUUCUGGGAAGAGCUGCAGGCAUGGGCUGUUCCCAGGUGCUUGGGGCUUCCCACAUCACCUUUGCAUGCAGCAGGCAUCCCCAAACUUCGGCCCUCCAGAUGUUUUGGACUACAAUUCCCAUCAUCCCUGACCGCUGGUCCUGUUAUCUAGGGAUCAUGGCAGUUGUAGGCCAAAACAUCUGGAGGGCCGCAGCUUGGGGAUGCCUGGCAUAAAGAAAAGAGCCUAUUGCAGUAACUUCCAUUUCUCAAAGCUAAUGGAAGGAGGACCCCAGACAUCAUCAUCAUCAUCAUCAUCAUAUAUAUAUAUAGAACCACAGCAGAAGAAUUCUGGACUGUACCACUAAAGUUUGGGAGUCACAUUUAAUUUCCCCCAUAUUAAAAAACGAAAGACUCAUUGCUUGUAACAAGCUAGCAGACCAGAGAGAUUUAAGCAUGCAUAUUUUUGGUGAUGUGCUAGUCUAUUCGGCAUUAAGCAGGUAAAAAAUAAAUAAAUCUGCAACGUGCAGUGAUACAGUCUAGAAUUCUAUAUAAUGUGUAGAUUGGCUGUGUGAUCUCUCUAGUUCAUAUUUUGGUAUUCAAGAUUUGGGAUUUGUCUGUAACAUUAAUAACGUAGGCUGCAAUGUUUUUGCAACGGUUAGGUUUACAUUUGUAAAUGUCAAUGGACUGCUAAAUGGCAAGGGAAGUUUUUCAUUUUCAUUUUCAUUUAUUAUUAUUUUUGUAAACUUGUGGAAAGAAUAAAUAUUUUGUGCCUAAAAGCAAAUGACAAAUCGCUGUAAAUGGUGACUAGCAAACAUCAUGCCAGCCUCAAAAUAAAAUAAUAACAAAGUGAUGGGGACAAUAUUUUUGGUUUUGCAAGUUGUUCCGCUUUUCUGAAUUUCUGUAAGGUCUCCCCCCACCCCCAACAAAAGCACAACACUACAGAAGAGAUCUUACAGGUUGUCAAGCCUCUCAGUUCAAGUGCCCCUAUUUAUUUUGCUAAAGUAGACAUACUCCAAGCCUUGAUGUCUGUCCUCUUCUGUAAAUUCCCUCUUUUCUCUUCUCUGCUUUUGUUUUAAUCCUGAUUCAGUCGUUCCAUGUUUGUUCUCCCCCUCCAUGUGAGUUGUUGGGGGGUGUUUUCAUUUUCGUUAGUGCAGCAAAAUUGGCACAAGGGUAGAAAUGGGUUGGGAGGGGGUUUUUCCCCCCUGUAAAUAUUUCCCAUUGAUCUCCACACUGCAACUGAGCAGUGUGUAGUGUUUUUCCUCCGUUGGCUUUUCAGUACUGACAUUAAUCAUCUGAGAAAUUAUUCAGAUUUUAUUUUUGUAUCUGUGGUAACAAUCCAUUAACCAAAAGCUGUUUCUCCCCUUCCCCCCCCCCAGUUCGGAACAUUUCCCCCCCAAAGCUCUUGCUCACAUUAACAAAUUUAAGUGCCUGAAGCAAACCUUCUAUUAUGUAUCUGUAUACUAAAAGUUUAAAACUCUGUUGUAUUGAUUUUUAUAAGCCUUUUUACCUCUGUGUAAAGAAUAUAUAUACAAGUGUAUGAUGUAUAUUUUAGUUCUUAACUUCUUUUUUAUU
This is a messenger RNA of Zootoca vivipara (common lizard), 6374 nucleotides long. RefSeq names its product sprouty related EVH1 domain containing 2 (gene SPRED2). The record is from RefSeq and is a predicted model, not a curated record. Gene Ontology annotation, molecular function: protein kinase binding. Gene Ontology annotation, cellular component: membrane. Gene Ontology annotation, biological process: multicellular organism development; negative regulation of MAPK cascade. NCBI's taxonomy places the organism in Eukaryota, Metazoa, Chordata, Lepidosauria, Squamata, Lacertidae.